AGCUGAGUCGCCCGCUUACAGGCACUGACAGACAACCCGGAGCAAGGCAGCAGGUUGUGCGUGAGUGACCGCAGCUAGCAUCACACUUUACUGGGGAAGCCGCGAGCGUCCGCUACGUUCACAGGAAACAGCGGGUGGAUUAAUGCUCUACUCAGACCAACGGACCGAGGAGAGAAAAGCCUGUUUCUGAGUAACGUCGCGGCGAGGAUGUCUGUCCCAGCGGGAGAAGGAUGAAGAUGAAACCACUGUUAUGGCGAGUUGUGUCAGUGUGGCUGUGCGUAGCUGUGGUCUGUCGGUACCAGAGUUGUUAUGUCGGUUGCACGGAGUCGCACAAAGAGGCCCAGAGGCCCGUGUCCUCACAGGGCCUCUGGGAAGAGUCAGGGGAAAAGAGUCAUCAUCACAAGGAGCAGUUGAUAAAGGAUGAUCGGCAAAUAGAGGAGCAGACAACACAAGAGGUGGACGAAAAACAAGAUAUAGAGGCCUGUGAAGGAGAGGAGCCGGCUGUAGAGGAAGAUUUGGAGGCAGACAAAAUCAUUUCACAACCUGAGCUAGAACCUGAGCAAAGCUCAGAAAAUCAACAUCCUGAAACCUCUCUAGACCAGGACUCACUGCUGCCUUCUUCCCACUCUGUCUCUGAAUAUGCUGCUGAGCUUGAAGGCAACUCAAACACCCAUAAUCUUCAAGACAACAACCCAGAUAGAGUUUCAGAUGAUGCAGCUGACAUAGCUAAACCCGAGAACAUUGAUUCCGACCCACCUCCAGCGCACUGUGAAGAAGAAGAGAAUAACCCAUAUGACAAUGAGAGAAGUCCUCCAAUUGUUCUGGAGAACACUUCCAAUGUCCACACUGCAGGUACUAAAACCCAGAGUGACCCACCUCUGACUUCUCAGACUGGUCACAGCACACAACAUCUGGAGGCCAACGCAUCAUACGUGCUAAAUGAGCAAGACCUGAGCUCCCCUGUUACCAAAGGCACAGAUACCUCUUUGAUCAGCAAAGACCCAGAGGACAUCCCCACUUUUGAUGAGUGGACGCGGAAGAUGAUGGAGGUCGAGAAUGAAAAGACUCAGUCUACUCAUACUUCUAACAAUGGGGCUCCUCCUGUGGUGAAGAAGGUCCAGAAGAACUUCAAUAACUAUGCCUCAGUGGAGUGUGGAGCCAAGAUUCUUGGCUCUAACCCAGAGGCAAAGAGCACUUCAGCCAUUUUGAGGGAGAACAUGGACUUGUACAUGCUAAACCCCUGUAGUAAUAAAAUAUGGUUCAUCAUUGAGCUCUGUGAGCCCAUCCAGGUGAAGCAGCUGGACAUCGCUAACUUUGAGCUAUUCUCUUCUCUUCCGAAAGACUUUCUUGUCUCCAUAAGUGAUAGAUAUCCAACAAACAAGUGGCUAAAGCUGGGAACCUUUCACGGCCGGGAUGAACGCACCGUCCAGAGCUUCCCAUUAGAUGAGCAUCUUUAUGCUAAAUAUGUGAAGAUGUUCACCAAGUACAUAAAGGUAGAGCUGGUCUCUCACUUUGGCGCUGAACAUUUUUGUCCCCUCAGUCUCAUAAGGGUGUUUGGCACUAGCAUGGUCGAAGAGUACGAGGAGAUAGCUGAUCCCACAGAAAGACCAGAUGAUCAGGAAGAUGACUUGGAUUACCCUCCUGGAUAUGCACCCGGUGAAGUCAAGUUAACCAAGAAUCUGAUUGGAUCAGCAAAGGACGUGAUUUUGAACAUGGUAAAUAACAUUGCUGUCAAUGUUCUCGGUGGCGGCUCAGAGAUGCAAGGUAACCUUUCAUCACAGGAAGUGAACAUGACUGAACCGUCGGCCCAACUUGAAACCAGCUCUCCAACUACCACUAAAGACCUCACUUCAGUUCCAGACUCUGGAGUGGAAGAGAUGUUUCCAGACCCCAAUAUCCCUGCAGCUGUAGCACCGUCCUCAGAGACUUCUGUGCCAGAGAUAUCUACAGCUGAUACAAGCAAACAUGAGCUCCCCCGAGUGGAAGAAAACAUAGUCAUUCCUUUACAGAAAGACGAGGAGGAACCAAUCAGCUGGACAAUCACUCUUUUGGAUAAGGAGGAGUUUGAUGUAGAAAAACUGAAAAAAGAUCAGCAUCAGCGCCAACAAGAGAUCCAGAACUACUGUCCACUACUUACUUAUUUUUCUUCCUCUUGUUCUUGCUCAGCUUCCCUCCAGGAGUAUCUCCAUUGGCAGUGUUCAGCUCUGCUGUCCAAAAAAAGGAAAUUCAAAACUAUGAACAGAAAGCAAAUGAUUAUUCCCAUUCUAACACCCACAAGGCAUAUACCCCUGUCUCCCUCUGCCUGCCCUGAACCUCAGCAGCAUGACAGGGAGCUACAUCAGCUCCAUGAACUAGAACAAGCCUCUAAACAGGAGCUAGAGAGCAAUGCCAGACUAUCGGAAACGCCACUUCCUCCAGGGAACUCGGUACAAUCUCAUAAAGAGUCUAUGACUGAACCUCCUCUGUUGGAGCCCAGUCAAACCUUGAACCUCCCCAAACCCAGUGCCACUGACUCAUCCUCUGCCAAACCUACCCCUAUUGUGCAGACACCACAGCUGUCUUCUGAAGAGCCAAAGCCUGAAAAGAGUCAGGAUGUGCUGGCAGAAGAGAAGCACAUUCAGCCUUCAGUCUCUCUCAGUAGCUCCAUCUAUGUAAAACCCAAGGUCAAUACAGCAGUGGACGAUGCCUCAGUUGCACCAGCAGAAGAGAAGUCUGACAUUGAGGUUUCUGUACCAGAGAUAAACACCUCGAUGCAAACAGAUAAAACGGAUGAAUCUCAAGUUAUCCAUCCCACCACCUCCCCUCAAUUAGAACAUUACCCUGACCCACCAGCUGUACCUGAAAGAAGUACUACUACUUCUGAAGUAUCCCACACCAUUACAGAACUUGAGCCCUCUGGUGGUCACUCGGCUAUCACAGAAACUAAAACGGAGGACGAAGACAUCUCUACAUCGUCAGGUGGCAAGCCUUCCUCGCCUACCUCACCGUCUCUCUCGGACAUCUAUGCAGAGCCACCCAAUGGCACGGAUCAGAACGGAAACACAGUGCAUGGCUCCAGCCAGAAGGAGUCCGUGUUCAUGAGGCUCAACAACCGCAUCAAGGCCCUGGAGAUGAACAUGUCACUCAGCGGACGCUACCUGGAGCAGCUAAGCCAGAGAUAUCGAAAGCAGAUGGAGGAGAUGCAGAAAGCGUUUAACCAAACCAUCAUUAAACUGCAGAACACUUCGAGAAUAGCUGAGGAACAGGAUCAGCGUCAGACUGAGUCCAUUCAGUUGCUGCAGGGCCAGCUGGAGAAUUGUACUCAGCUGGUUGUGAACCUGUCAGUCAGAGUCAGCCAACUGCAGGAUGAGGUGUCGGACAGGCAGAACUACCUGCUGCUGUCUCUGGCGUUGUGUCUGUGUCUCUGCCUGCUGCUGUGUGCAAACCACGGCCGCAUCUCCACCCUUCCUCCAACCACCGAACCAGAGCCACCCACACCGAAGAGCUACACCUACUGCUGUCCUGAAAGGCAGUUCUCUUCCUGUGAUGAGACUGGCUUGAAGAGGAGUGCAUCCUAUCCACUCAUACACUCACUUGCCACCACUGAAGGCCCAGAAAUGCAUGCAGAGGAGACGCAGAGUCUUUGUCCAGCGAACAGAAAGAGGAGACGCCGUAAGAUGAAGCCCAUGGAGAAGGUGGAGAAGCUCUCUUUUCAAGCUGCUCCAGGACUGUGUAACGGAGUGGUUUUAUGUAAUGGUGUACCCGUCACCGCCAACCCCACACCCCUUGCAAAAAGGUUGCUUCAACCAUUGUUUAGAGACUCGCCAUCAGAGGGCAGCUCAGAGGGAUCUUCACAUUCAGAUGACCCCUCCUUCUGUGGCAUCACCACAGCUUGCACCCGAAUCUGUGAUGGGCUCCCUCCACCAAAGACCCGGGCAGAGAAACGGGCGUUUAGACGCGGGCGUCCAAGGCCUAGUUGUGUGGGGGUGGACUUCCUUCAGGUCCCACGGAGGGACAGGAGCCAACCUUUGCACAUCUCUACCAUACAGGACAUCAUGAACAGGAAAAGUGAGCAGAGCUCUGGGACUUUUGGGGUGAACGUUGCCCUCUCAGGUCCUGUUUGACAGGACUUCUUCUCACUGACUGCUUAACUCUUUCCUAAAGAGGAUGAUGUUAUUCCUGUAGCCAAAGGCAGCUUCAAGCUUCGAUAUGAGACAAUCCCUUUUACUUUUGUGUUUUGUCUAUGUUCUCGUCAGAUGUUUAUAUUUGUUAUACUUCGAAUCAUAGAAAUGUCUUCUCGGCUUUGCAUUAAAGAUUUUAUGUUUCGUUUGGAAA
Molecule: messenger RNA, 4314 nt
Organism: Cyclopterus lumpus (lumpfish)
Lineage: Eukaryota; Metazoa; Chordata; Actinopteri; Perciformes; Cyclopteridae
Product: SUN domain-containing ossification factor-like
Exons: 24
Coding region: 231-4103 (1290 amino acids)
Biological process (GO): regulation of bone remodeling; protein folding in endoplasmic reticulum
Cellular component (GO): cytoplasm; membrane
Source: RefSeq, a predicted model, not a curated record